AUGAAAUAUUCAGUAAAUGAAAGUGGACAAAUGAAAUAUUCAGUAAAUGAAAGUGAGCAAAUGAAAUAUUCAGUAAAUGAAAGUGAGCAAAUGAAAUAUUCAGUAAAUGAAAGUGAGCAAAUGAAAUAUUCAGUAAAUGAGAGUGAACAAAUGAAAUAUUCAGUAAAUGAAAGUGAGCAAAUGAAAUAUUCAGUAAAUGAAAGUGAGCAAAUGAAAUAUUCAGUAAAUGAAAGUGAGCAAAUGAAAUAUUCAGUAAAUGAGAGUGAACAAAUGAAAUAUUCAGUAAAUGAAAGUGAGCAAAUGAAAUAUUCAGUAAAUGAAAGUGAGCAAAUGAAAUAUUCAGUAAAUGAAAGUGAGCAAAUGAAAUAUUCAGUAAAUGAGAGUGAACAAAUGAAAUAUUCAGUAAAUGAAAGUGAGCAAAUGAAAUAUUCAGUAAAUGAAAGUGAGCAAAUGAAAUAUUCAGUAAAUGAAAGUGAGCAAAUGAAAUAUUCAGUAAAUGAGAGUGAACAAAUGAAAUAUUCAGUAAAUGAAAGUGAGCAAAUGAAAUAUUCAGUAAAUGAAAGUGAGCAAAUGAAAUAUUCAGUAAAUGAAAGUGAGCAAAUGAAAUAUUCA
Paramuricea clavata is the source of this 612-nucleotide messenger RNA. The record is from the annotation of a GenBank genome assembly. Lineage: Eukaryota; Metazoa; Cnidaria; Anthozoa; Malacalcyonacea; Plexauridae.